AUGCAGCCGCCUGAGAAUCAGUCCUUGGCCUUGAAUGGCCGAGAGGUCAAUAUACAGAAUCUGCCCCAUCUCCAGCAGUACAAUGCCAAGCGCAGGGAGGCAAAGAUGAAGGAGAUCCAGACCGGGGUUGACCUACUGCAGAGUGUCGGCAUCUUUCCUUCUCGAAGACCUUGUCAAGAUGUCGUUUGGGCCGUCCUUUUCUUGAGCGUUGUCGCAGCAACAGCAUGCUUCUCCAUCUACUACUUCCAGGACAUUGACACGAGCCGGAACGAAGACGCCGCCUUUCGAGACCAUGAGACUCUCAACCACCAACAGGUCGAAGCGUUGACUGCGCAUGUUGGCAGGCUGACCCUGGCAGGCGUUGCUGGUACGUUGGCCUCUUUGGUUUUCGCUUUCUUCUUCAUGAUGCUCGCAAAAGCCUGUGCCAAGCCGUUGGUGUAUGCUGCGCUGUUCUUUGUCCCAGCGCUUACUAUUGUUGCCGGCCUUGUCCUGCUUGGCUUGGUCAUGGCGAGGGAGCCAGUGUCAGUGAUGUCUUUGAUACCAGGAGGCUGUUUGGUCGCUUUGGGUGUCUGCUACGCCAGCUGUGUCUGCUGCUGCUGGCGCAGAUAUAUUCCCUUCACAGUUGAAGUGGUAGAGAUGGUAGCGGAGAUCUCGAAUGACAAUCCAUGCAUGGUGGCUGUGUCCGUGCUGGGUUCAUUUGCAGCUGCCAUUUGGGUGAUGCUGGUUGCCAUCUGCUGGGUGGGGGUCACAAUCAAGUACAAAAGUGAUACUGCAGACCAAGAUUUGAAUGCAAGUGAGCCCAUCAAUUUCGCAUUUCUCUUUCUCAUUUGUUGGGGAGGAGGUGUCAUCCACAACGUGUGUCACACCAGCUACUGCGGAGUGUUUGGGCGAUGGUACUUCAACGAAGAAGGCUGGCCAUUGGUCAGCAGUGUUCGUGUGGCUUUGACAACUUCUUUUGGCAGUAUCUGUCUUGGGUCCUUGGUUGUGGCUGUUAUCCGAAUGAUUGAGUAUGCAGUUCGUGUGGCACAGCAAGAGGCACAAUCAGAAGGCAACUACGUCGCGUGCGUUGUCUUCUGCGUGCUGGACUGCUUUAUCUCUUGCAUAGGAGACAUCCUGGAAUACUUCAAUGAGUGGGCAUAUGUUCAGUGUGCUCUCCGUGGAAGUUCAUUUUGCAAGUCUGUGCGCGCUACCUAUGCCCUCUGCGUCUGCAACGGCAUUCAGUAUGUAAUUGCUGACCUCCUCGUGGACUCUGUGGUUAGCCUCGGCGCUUUCAUGUCUGGUUUGGUGGGAUGCGGCAUGGGCCUUGCAGUGGCGCUGUCCGGUCUGGAACGGUCACCGGAUGGGGCACGCACGGGUGCUGGAGCAGGCCAAGACUAUGCCAUGGUGGCGAUCAUUGGGGGAUUCCUAGGUUUCUUUGGAGGUGUCAUUGGAGGUGCAAGUGCAAUGUCCAUCUUCUCAAGUGGGACAAAAGCUCUCCUUACGUGCUGGGCCGAAGAUCCCAGACCCCUCCAAGAAGAAUAUUCGGGCAUCCAUGACACCAUCGCUGCAAAAAUCCACGACCACGAAAGCAAUUGA
Molecule: messenger RNA, 1575 nt
Organism: Symbiodinium pilosum
Lineage: Eukaryota; Dinophyceae; Suessiales; Symbiodiniaceae
Source: the annotation of a GenBank genome assembly